Molecule: messenger RNA, 532 nt
Organism: Dryobates pubescens (Downy woodpecker)
Lineage: Eukaryota; Metazoa; Chordata; Aves; Piciformes; Picidae
Gene: RPS20
Product: ribosomal protein S20
Exons: 4
Coding region: 131-490 (119 amino acids)
Biological process (GO): translation
Cellular component (GO): ribosome; cytosolic small ribosomal subunit
Molecular function (GO): structural constituent of ribosome; RNA binding
Source: RefSeq, a predicted model, not a curated record
GGGCUCUGCCACCGGCCUGCCUUCCUCUACCCGCGCCGCCCGCCGCCGCCUCCUGGCUCACCGCUGUUCGCUGGGCCCCUCGCCGCCCUUCGCCCGGGAAUAAGUCGGUCAGGAAGGCUCCGCUGCUGCCAUGGCGUUUAAAGAUACUGGCAAAGCACCUGUGGAACAAGAGGUGGCCAUCCAUCGCAUUAGGAUUACUCUGACAAGUCGCAAUGUGAAAUCACUUGAGAAGGUCUGUGCUGACUUGAUCAGAGGUGCUAAGGAAAAAAAUCUGAAGGUGAAAGGACCUGUUCGCAUGCCCACCAAGACUCUGCGAAUCACUACCAGGAAGACGCCUUGUGGUGAGGGUUCCAAGACCUGGGAUCGGUUCCAGAUGCGGAUCCAUAAGCGGCUGAUUGACUUACACAGCCCGUCUGAGAUUGUGAAGCAGAUCACUUCCAUCAGCAUUGAGCCAGGUGUAGAAGUUGAGGUUACAAUUGCUGAUGCCUAAGUGAUGGUCACCCCUGAAUAAAGCUGAUUUUACCAAUUUUCA